Zychaea mexicana is the source of this 195-nucleotide messenger RNA. RefSeq names its product 40S ribosomal protein S30. The annotation marks the transcript as partial. Gene Ontology annotation, cellular component: cytosolic small ribosomal subunit; ribosome. The transcript is spliced from 2 exons. Gene Ontology annotation, molecular function: structural constituent of ribosome. NCBI's taxonomy places the organism in Eukaryota, Fungi, Mucoromycota, Mucoromycetes, Mucorales, Lichtheimiaceae. Gene Ontology annotation, biological process: translation. The record is from RefSeq and is a predicted model, not a curated record.
GGUAAAGUUCACGGUUCUUUGGCUCGUGCCGGUAAAGUCAAGUCGCAAUGCCCCAAGGUUGCCAAGCAAGAAAAGAAGAAGCCUUUGACUGGUCGUGCUAAGAAGAGACAAACGUACAACCGUCGCUUCGUCAACGUUACCACUUCCUUCGGUGGCAAGCGCAGAAUGAACCCUGCCCCUACCCAGGGUCCUUAG